AUCAGCAUCUCGGGAACCGUCGAGAGCGAGCUAGAUCCGACUGUGGAGCUCGAGUUCUCGUGGCGGAUACUUGUCUUCUCGUCGAACCCUCUCUACGACGGGGACCUCGCGCGAGAAGCGGAGUCGGAUAAUGACCCGACCACGGUGUACCUGGUGGACAAGAUGGUGUACAUAGACCAAACAGAUGUGUACGACGUCACGAAUGCGUCGCGCUUCUUUACCAGGCCGGAUUCUCCGAAUAUGAUCAUCAAGGGGAAUGUGCUACAAGAGGACACGAUCUACAAGGUGCGGCUUGUGAUGACAGUUGGUGGCGGCCUGGUGGAAGGCUUCUCCGAUGUCUCCUUGCAGACAGCGGGGCUGCCACCCAGAUCUGGUACCCUUAUCUCGGCACCGCUCAACGCCACCAUGGACACGAAGAGGGUCAUCUCGGCCCCAGACUGGGUGGCCAACGACCUGCCCCUGAACUACCAAUUUGGCUACAUCCACUACCUGGGUGUGGGUGCACGCCUCGGUUCGUUUGAGUCGCUUGAGAUCUUGAACUGUUAG
Molecule: messenger RNA, 546 nt
Organism: Symbiodinium necroappetens
Lineage: Eukaryota; Dinophyceae; Suessiales; Symbiodiniaceae
Source: the annotation of a GenBank genome assembly